This is a messenger RNA of Owenia fusiformis, 4415 nucleotides long. Lineage: Eukaryota; Metazoa; Annelida; Polychaeta; Sabellida; Oweniidae. The record is from the annotation of a GenBank genome assembly.
UUCUUUCAGAGUUGAUCGGCGUUGUGCAUGAUGAAAUAUUGAACAAGUCAUAAACCCCCCCACAAUAUACUCACACUGGGAUACUACACGAAUAUCUUACUGUAAAUCAUGGACUCUGUAACUGAUAUUAAAGAUACAAUGACUGAAAACAGUGACCCAGCAGGUGUAAAUAAGGCUGUUGAUGGUGAGGAAAAGAAGCCACCACUUGAAGAAAAGACAAAUGGGAACGAGACUGAAGAGGAACCUAAGGGUGUAUCAGACUCUGGAGGCACAUCUACAGAAUUAGAAAAGCCUGACAAAAACGAGUCAUCUAAUGAUCCUUCAACAUCUGAUGCAUCAGGUGGCAUUAACAAACAGAGCAAAGACAGCUGCAGCUCAAGCCCAGACAACAUUGAAAAAUCUGAAGAGAAUAAGGAAAAAAUAACAGAUGAAGUGAAACCUGAUGGUGAGAAAGAAACAGCAAAGGCAAAAACAGAUGAAGCUACAAAUGUUGAGGGAAGUAACACAGAAAAGGAAACUGAAUCAACAGGGGAAAGCAUUGCACUGGAUCUGAAAGGUGUGGAAGUUACUAAUGAUGGAGCUCCAACUAUCCCAACUGAGGCCCAAACUGCUGCUACCAUUAGGGCCCCAACUGAUGCUGUCAGUGAAGGCCCACCAACUCUCGAACCAAUGGGUCAAGAUGAUGUAAAGACGGGGGAUAUGAAACAACAAAUUGAAGAUAAUCAUAAUAUCCUAAUGGCAGAAAUAAAGGAUGAAAGUAAUACAUCAGAUACUACCAUAAGAUCAGAUGACACUGUGAAAGCUGAACCCAUUGAGGAGCAUACAUCAGAGGAAAAGGGUAUUGACCUGUCAAAAGAAGAUUUUGAUGCCACCCAGGCCCUAGAAUGGAACAAUGGGAUAGGAACCUUGCCUGGAAGUGACCUCAAGUUUCGCAUGAAUGAAUUUGGAGUGAUGGAAAUGAUCACGGAUGACCUAUUUGGAGAUUUAGAUGACCUUUCAAAGGAUGACACUUCAGAUAAAGUAGAAGAAAAGAGCCAAGGCAGUGCACAACUACCAGUUUCAAAUGACAAUGGUACGGUGACUGUCAAACAAGAAUCAGGGUCCAAGGUGGCUACAUUGAAAGAGUUAGAACACAUACAGAGUGAUGAUAUCUGUCGAUGCGAAAACUGUGGCAUGUAUGGAGUCGCAAGUGAGUUUUGCAGAUCAGGCAGAUUCUGUAGCCAAUCAUGUGUUGGAGUUCAUGCUAACAAGAUGAGUGUGCAAGCGAAGGUUGAGGCCAAAGUGAAGCACACUACGGCUGUUAAACCAGAGAGAGUUCCUGGACAAGUUGGGAGACCACCUAAAAAGAAACGCAAGCCCACAAGUGAAGGAGAAGUCAGAGAUAGCAAGAUGGCCAGAUUUAGUGAUGAUGCGGUGUAUGAAAAGAAACCAGGUAAAAAAGACAAGAAGUGGACUUGGGAGAAGUAUUUAGAGCAGAGCAAUGCUGUUGCAGCUCCUCAUAAGUUAUAUGCACAGGGCAUUCCUACAAAUAAAAAUGGUUUCAAAGUUGGAAUGAAACUAGAAGCAAUAGAUCCGAAACACCCAUCACUUUAUUGUGUUGUCACAGUGGCAGAAAUUAUGGGAUAUAGAGUGCGUCUCCAUUUUGAUGGCUACAGCGAGUGCUAUGACUUCUGGGUAUGUGCCUCUUCUGAGGAAAUAUUUCCCGUUGGUUGGGCAGAAGAAAACGGCAAAACUUUACAACCUCCAAAAGGGUAUACUGUAGAGACAUUUGAAUGGUCAAAUUAUAUCAAACUGUCUAGGGGUGUUACAGCACCAAAUAACCUCUUCAGCGUAACAUACUCUACACCACCUGCUACACCACAUGGGUUCAGAGCUGGGAUGAAACUGGAGGCUGUUGACAAGAAGAAUACAAUCUUAACAUGUGUUGCUACUGUGGCUGAUGUGAGAGGGGAACAUAUUCUCAUUCAUUUUGAUGGCUGGGAGGACAAUUAUGACUACUGGUGUGACCCAACCUCCCCAUAUAUACAUCCAGUAGGGUGGUGUCAGGAAAAUGGAAAAGCAUUGUCACCUCCAAAUGACUGGCCAGAUAUUGAAGGUUUCACUUGGGAGGAAUACAUGGAGCAGACCAGGUCUGCACCCGUCUCUCUACGGGCAUUUAAACCUAGGCCACCCGUAGAAUGGGAGGUUGAUAUGAGAUUAGAGGCAGUAGACAAACGCAAUCCUAUCCUUAUACGUGCUGGUAGAGUUGCAGAGAAAGAUGGCCACCAAAUCAAGAUCCAUUUUGACGGCUGGCUACCAGAUUACGAUUUCUGGGUCGAUGACGAUUCUGUUGAUGUUUUCCCAUGUGGGUGGUGUAGUAAGACUGGCCAUCAACUCCAACCACCAUUCUAUGCUAGUGAGGUGCCACGUGCAGCCGUAGCAGGCCAAUGUCCAACACUCGGCUGUAACGGAGUGGGACAUGUCAAGGGUGCAAAAUACACAGGUCACCAUAGUACCUUUGGUUGUCCAUACUCCGCGUUGAACAUGAACAAAGAAAAUAUUCUGGCAGACCGUUUGGGACCUACGAGAACUGAUUCAUAUGAAGGAAGGCCAAUAAAAAGUGAAGCAAACUCCCCAACUGACCAGAAAUAUGCAAAAUGUCCAACAUCAGGGUGCAAUGGUGAGGGUCAUGUGACGGGUCGAUUUACAGCACACCAUAAACUAUCAGGGUGCCCGAUAGCACCACAGAACAAGGAAAAGUUGUUGAUGUAUCAGUAUAUGAAUGGAGAUGCCAGAUCUAGUCCUGAGGAUCUUAAACCAAUUGAACCAGUAAAAAUACCGAAAAAACGAGGGAGGAAAAAGAAGAAACGUGAUCGCGAUGAGAAUGAGGCAUUGUCAACCCUACACCAAGGUAUUCACCAGUCAGUCUUUAUGUCCACCUAUGUGCCACCAAACCCUGCUAAAGAUCUACCACUCAACUGGGAUCAACAUUCCAAACUUCUUCCGGGCCUCUCUUCUGUAACGGGAGGUUCAGCCAUUCGCUGGAGCGUUGAUGAUGUCACAAGGUUUGUGAUGUCACUUCCUGGCUGUGCAGAUGUUAGCCAGCAUUUCAAGGAAGAGCAAAUUGAUGGUGAAGCGUUCCUCUUGUUAAAUCAAACAGAUAUGGUGAAGAUAUUAAAUAUGAAGCUAGGACCUGCUAUAAAAAUCUACAACAGUAUUCUCAUGUUAAAAAGAACUUUGGAAACCUGACAAUUCUAUACAUUGACAGUAAACAGUGAACCAUUAUGCAAUAGUGUUGUCAUGGAAGGAAGCCUUAUUCAUCAUUUCAAUGUUAUAUAGUCUUACGCAGAACUCUACGAAAACACGGCCUAUUAAGAACAGCACGAUGAGAAGCAGCUGCUAAUUUGUCAUACGUUAGUAUUUAAUUGAUUAGACUGAAAUUAUGUCCAUUAUCUAUUUAUCAGAUAUGUAGUACAAGAAUUAUUGAAUUGUAUUUAUCAUAUAGUACAUCUUGUAAUUAGCUCAUGGAAGAUGAAUGAGCUAUGUCUGCUGCCUCAUAUACAUGUCUUUGUAUGUCUGCUAUGCAAUGCAAGGAGUUAUAAUAAUCGUAGUGAUGGAAUUUUAGUGCCAAGUAUAAGUUAAUGUUAAAAAUGAAAUUCUUAUAUAUCUAAAUCCCAACAUACACCAAUGGGGCAAUAUCCCACUUGCCCCAUCGAGUCCUAUUGAGUCACCCCAUGAGACCUUGUUAACUUGAUCCACUGUCACAGAUAUGAUGUAAAAAAAUUUAGCCUAGUUUGGAAGGUUUUACUGAGGCCAUGUUGAUCCAAAGCCACCUGACAUAUCAGUCACCUUGUUAAAUUCUCGAUGGAGCCUUGUGAGACUUGCCCCAUGGAGCUCAAUUGGACAUGAGGGAGCUCGAUGGGGCUCCAUGGGGCAAAGUCCCAUGGAAUCCAUUGGAGUCCAAUGGGGCAAAACCCCAUGAGGUCCGACAAGGUCCAAGUCUAUGGAGGUCCCACUAUAUGCCCCAUUGGUGUAUGGCUGGCUUAAAUGGAUCUGGAGUUAAUUGUAUAUUCACAGAUGAUUAUUAAAAUUUAUGACGUACAUCACUCAAUUAUAAUUAUGUCCUAACUACAUCACUAUAUUAUAAUUUCGUUUUGUGUGAAAAAAUAAUGUUCUUGUUAUUGCAAUCAUUUAUCCAAGCAGUAUGUUAGCAAAAGCAGAGAGCCAGUUGAAUUGUGGAGUAUCAUACUAGAAUGCCAAUAAUCUAAAGAGAAUAGAAUGCACGUUUUGCUCUACUGGCACGUGUUUUGGGCUGAAUUGAUCUAAGCAAAGGUGCUUCUCUAUAAUGUAAAUGGAAUUGUAGUACUAAUUUCCCUUUAAAUAUUUUGGUAUUUUAUUAUAUGGUGUCCAGAUUUCAAUGAUGAAUAAAUUAUAAA